AUAGUAAUAGUCCUUUUGCAACUGAAGAGAAAAGAAGCAGACUGAUACUAACAUAUAGUUAGAAAUAGUUUUUAAAAUGAGGCCAAAGUGGAAUUUAUUUUUUAAUUGUAUUAAGUUUAGAAUAAAGUAUAAACAUAAAUUAGUGCCAGUUUUUUAUCAAAGUAAACGAAAUAGAUCAGAUUCACUAGACGUAAAUUUUGCAGAAAUUCCUAUUGAACGAAUAAGAAAUUUUAGCAUAAUUGCCCAUGUUGAUCAUGGAAAAAGUACCUUGGCAGAUAGACUUCUUGAAUUAACAGGUACAAUAAAAAAAGGCCAGAAUCAAAUAUUAGAUAAGCUUCAAGUUGAGAGAGAAAGAGGAAUAACCGUAAAGGCUCAGACUGCAUCUUUAUUGUAUAAAUAUAACGGAGAUAAUUAUCUUUUAAAUUUAAUAGAUACACCAGGACAUGUAGAUUUCUCAAAUGAGGUUUCUAGAUCACUUUCAGCUUGCCAAGGAGUCAUACUUCUGGUGGAUGCUAAUGAUGGAGUUCAAGCCCAAACAGUGGCUAAUUUCUAUCUAGCAUUUGUUAAUAAUUUGGUUGUCAUACCAGUUUUAAAUAAAAUUGAUUUAAAGAAUGCAGAUCCUGCUCGAGUUUGUAAUCAGUUACAAACACUUUUUGAGAUUAAUCCAAAUGAUGUUCUCAAGAUAUCAGCUAAGUUGGGAAUAGGUAUUGAGGAUGUAUUAGAAAGCAUAGUGACUAGAAUUCCUUGUCCUUCUGUGGACCAAACUUUACCAUUAAGAGCCUUAAUAUUUGAUUGCAUGUAUGAUAGAUAUAGGGGUGCUCUUAAUUUAAUUUAUGUACAAGAUGGGUCCAUUUCGAUCAAAGAUUCAAUUACAACAUUCCACAACAAAAAAGAAUAUGAAGUAAAAACACUUUCAGUUCUCAGACCUGGUGAAGUACCUGUUGACAAAUUAGUUGCUGGUCAAAUAGGUCUCUUAGGCUGUAAUAUGAGAUCUACAAAAGAAGCACAUAUUGGAGAUACAAUUCAUCACAGUAAUACGCCAAUAGAACCAUUAAAAGGUUUCAGACCAUCAAGACCUAUGGUUUUUGCUGGAAUAUAUCCAAUGGAUCAAUCACAACAUCUACAUCUUAGAAGUGCAAUUGAUAAACUGACACUAAAUGAUUCUGCAGUUACAGUAGAUUUGGAUACCAGUCCUGCUUUAGGCCAAGGAUGGAGAUUGGGUUUUCUGGGACUACUACAUUUAGAAGUAUUCACACAAAGACUAACACAAGAAUAUGGUGCAGAACCAAUAAUUACAGCACCUUCUGUCACUUAUAAAAUAAAAUUGAAACCUACAAAACAAAAUGUUAAAGAUGGAUCAGACAUAAUUUUUGUUAAUAAUCCUGCUAAUUUUCCAGAACAUGUUAAAAUUGAGGAAACAUUUGAACCAAUGAUUAUAGGUACCAUAGUGACACCUGAUAGAUAUUUGGGACCAAUAAUGUCGUUGUGCAUGGAACGCAGAGGAAUUCAAAGAUCCGCUAAUAAUAUAGAUAACGAAAGAGUUAUUCUUCAGUAUGAUUUGCCUUUGUGUGAAGUUGUUUUGGAUUUUCAUGAUAGCCUAAAAACAAUAUCUUCUGGUUAUGCCAGUUUUGACUAUGAAGAUAAUGGAUAUCAGAGUAGUAAUCUCGUCAAAUUGGCGAUAUUAUUAAAUGGUACAUUAGUUGACGAGUUGAGUAACAUUGUGCACAUAACGAAAGCAAAAACAAUUGGACGUCAAAUGGUAUUAAAAUUGAAAGAUAUUGUGCCUAGGCAAAUGAUACAUAUAGCAAUUCAAGCUACAGUCAAUGGAAAAAUUAUGGCUAGAGAAAAUAUUAAAGCUUUUAGGAAAGAUGUAACUGCAAAACUUGUUCGAUAAAAUCCUAUUACAGAAUCAUGUGUGUGUAUGUAUAAGUACGAGUAGAAAUGGUCUCAGGCUAAGGCUAUUGACCAGACAUUUUUUUUUUAUAUUGUACCUUGUGGAUGUACAGGAUUUGAAGAAUUAUUGGAAGAGGAAAGUUACGAUCAAUCAAAGAAAUGUCUAAAUUAGAUAUAGCCGCUUCAUUUUUCUUCUACUCCAGAAAAAUAUGAUUAGUAACUACAACUGCAAAAUGACUGUAAAAUAACCAAUUUAUAAAGGUGCACCGGAUAACAACAAUGGUUAUUUGGUAGAUUUGGAUGAAGCUGGAAAUAGACUUUCUGUUUUUUGCUAUGCUCACUGUAAAAUUUCUUAUGCUUGUAUUGUUACUUGGAGGCGAUUGUAAUGAGAUCUCCAAAUGCUUGAUGUAAUAUUUUUAUUGAGUUGUAUAGGUCUUCUCAACUACAAUAAAUGACUAUUAGUGAUAAAAAA
This is a messenger RNA of Diorhabda carinulata, 2365 nucleotides long. RefSeq names its product translation factor GUF1 homolog, mitochondrial (gene waw). NCBI's taxonomy places the organism in Eukaryota, Metazoa, Arthropoda, Insecta, Coleoptera, Chrysomelidae. Gene Ontology annotation, biological process: positive regulation of translation. The transcript has 9 exons. Bases 77 to 1894 code for a protein of 605 amino acids. The record is from RefSeq and is a predicted model, not a curated record. Gene Ontology annotation, cellular component: mitochondrion. Gene Ontology annotation, molecular function: GTP binding; GTPase activity; mitochondrial ribosome binding.